CCCAUUGACUCUCUCUCUCUCUCUCUCUCUCUCUCUCUCUCUCUGCACCUUGCAGGCAUGUUGAAGAAAUUAAGAAGAAAAGUCAAAACCUUAAUCAAGAGGACUUCAACGAAACAAAGCAAACCCUAUAAACUCCCAUCACAAGAAGAGCCAUUACCGUCUCCUUCACCUUCUCCAUCGCAAUUCCCAACCAUGUCGCCACCACCGCCACCGCCACCGCAAACCCAGAAACCACUAACCCGUCCUUUCCUCUUCCCCCAAAUCCAAUCCACAGUCCUUCCCGACCCAUCUCUGUUCUUCUCUCCCCACCUCCUCUCAACCCCUUUGCCCACGAACUCAUUCUUCCAAAACUAUGUCUUGAAAAAUGGCGAUCAACCUGAAUACAUACACCCAUAUCUCAUCAAAUCUUCUCUCUCCUCGCUGUCUCUCUGUUACCCUUCUCGGUUCUCUAAUUCUGCAUUCACUUACCAGAUUUUCAAUGCUGAUCUCACCAUCACUGCACAAAAUAACCCCAACCCAAAUGCAACUCAUCUAGUCUCUGCGUUCAGUGAUCUCAGUGUCACCUUAGAUCUUCCCUCUAGCAAGCUCAGGUUCUUUCUUGUUAGAGGAAGCCCUUUCUUGACCUGUGCAGUCACCAGAAGUGCCGCGCUUUCGAUUUCAACAAUUCAUGCCAUUCUUGAGUUUGGUUGUAACACCUCUCGUACAAAAUACACCAUUAAGCUCAACAAUGACCAGACUUGGCUUUUAUAUGCUUCUUCAGCGAUUGAUUUGAGUCAUGACAUUUCUACCAUUGCUUCUGGUGGGUUUUUCGGCAUAAUUCGGAUUGCUAUCUUGCCGAAUUCUGACCCACGAUUCGAAGCAACUCUUGAUCGAUUCAGUUCUUGCUAUCCUGUUUCUGGUGAUGCUGUGUUGACUAAGCCAUUUUCUGUGGAAUACAAAUGGGAGAAGAAGGGUUGGGGAGACUUGCUCAUGCUUGCCCACCCUCUCCAUCUUAAGCUUCUUUCGGAUAAUGAUUCCUCAAUCACUGUUUUGGAGGAUUUUAAGUACCAAAGUAUUGAUGGGGAGCUUGUGGGUGUUGUUGGAGAUUCAUGGGUGUUGAAAACUGACCCUGUUUCUGUAACUUGGCAUUCAAUUAGAGGUGUUAAAGAAGAAUCAUAUCCUGAAGUUGUUUUUGCUCUUAGCAAAGAUGUUGAGGCUCUAAAUUCAACUACAAUAUCAACCACGUCGUCUUAUUUUUAUGCCAAAUUGAUCGCCAGAGCUGCGAGGUUGGCCUUGAUAGCCGAAGAGGUGAGUUAUCCUGAGGCGAUUCCGGCUAUCAGGAAGUUCUUGAAGGAUACAAUUGAGCCAUGGUUGGAUGGGACUUUUGGUGGGAAUGGUUUUUUGUAUGAUCGGAGAUGGGGUGGAAUUGUGACUAGGCAAGGAUCAUUGGAUUCUGGUGCUGAUUUUGGGUUUGGAAUCUAUAAUGAUCACCAUUAUCAUUUAGGCUACUUUCUUUAUGCAAUUGCUGUACUUGCUAAGAUUGAUCCUGCUUGGGGGAGGAAGUAUAGGGCACAAGCUUAUUCUCUCAUGGCAGAUUUUAUGAACUUGGGAAGGAGAGAGAGUUCAAAUUACCCACGUCUGAGGUGUUUUGACUUGUGGAAAUUGCAUUCUUGGGCUGGAGGACUAACUGAAUUCGCCGAUGGGCGAAACCAAGAGAGUACAAGUGAGGCUGUGAAUGCAUACUAUUCAGCAGCUUUACUGGGGUUGGCCUAUGGUGACACCCACCUUGUUGCCACUGGAUCAACCCUUUCAGCUAUGGAGAUUCACUCUGCACAAAUGUGGUGGCAUGUGAGAGAAGGGGACAACUUGUAUGCUGAAGAUUUCACUAGGAACAACAGGGUGGUGGGUGUUUUGUGGGCUAACAAAAGAGACAGUGGACUUUGGUUUGCUCCACCCGAGUGGAAAGAGUGUAGGCUGGGAAUUCAGGUACUGCCAUUGUUGCCAAUCACCGAGGUUUUGUUAUCCGAUGUGGAUUUUGUGAGGGAGCUUGUGACCUGGACGUUACCGGCUUUAGCAAGGGAGGGGGUUGGAGAAGGGUGGAAGGGGUUUGUGUAUGCAUUGGAAGGGCUUUAUGAUAGAGAUAGUGCUUUGGAGAAGAUUAGGAACUUGAAUGGAUAUGAUGAUGGAAAUUCACUCACCAAUCUUUUAUGGUGGAUUCACAGCAGAAGUGAUGAAACAGAUGGAUGUGAGGGAAGAUGGAGAUUAUGCUGGUUUGAUCACUAUUGUCAUUGAAUUUAUGGUUUGAGGAUGGACUAGAAUAAGAGUGUUGGAGUAUGAUGCUGGGGUUACCCUAUAUAAUAAGUACUCUGUUUAGGAGUUGAUAUGGUUUUCAAUAUUACUUGCUUUGUUUUGUAUACAUUUCAUCUAUUGCACGACCUUUUAUACUGAUGAACGAGGAGGAUUACAAGGAAUUUGUUACAACCAUGAAACUAACUGUUCUUCAUUUGACUGAUGGUUAAAAGUAUGAGACGAUAUCAAUGUGGCUCGAUUGAUUUGUAUUUGAUUUGGCACUUCUGUUACGAUACAUUUUCAUGUUCCCUGUAAACCAAACAGGCUAAUGAGAUUUGGUUGAGUCGUCCGUAACGUAACCG
This is a messenger RNA of Ilex paraguariensis (yerba mate), 2630 nucleotides long. NCBI's taxonomy places the organism in Eukaryota, Viridiplantae, Streptophyta, Magnoliopsida, Aquifoliales, Aquifoliaceae. The record is from the annotation of a GenBank genome assembly.